Molecule: messenger RNA, 897 nt
Organism: Leishmania mexicana MHOM/GT/2001/U1103
Lineage: Eukaryota; Euglenozoa; Kinetoplastea; Trypanosomatida; Trypanosomatidae
Exons: 1
Coding region: 1-897 (298 amino acids)
Source: RefSeq, a predicted model, not a curated record
AUGUUUCAAAGCGGCAGCAGUGCGAGGCCCAAGCUUGAACCCGCAGCUGCCGGCUCGUACCAGCCCGUCCAGGUACCGAGGGAAAAGUACGACAAGAUUGUCGAGGGCAGAAAUCGCUUCUUCGUGACGUCCAUCGGCAGUGUCGCUGUUUUCUUGGGCAUAAGCGCCCUUCCACAGUUUCUCAUCUAUCGAUGUGUUCGCCGGGUGUACCGAAACUACUGUCACGGGAAGGUGCUUGACCUUUCUCCGAAGCUCUAUGACAAAAAAGACGUAGCGUUGUACGAGAUGUCCAAGGCUGUUCGCGUUGAGUUUCUAAUCGAGGAAAAGGUUGUAGACGACGGUCACUACCGCUUAGAUGAGGCCCUCUCAGAAGGGGAGCAGGAGAAACGGCGGCGUGCCAUGACGCUGGAUUUUAUGGUCCGAAACGAUCAUAACUGGGUGGGCAGCACGGUGAAUUUCACCACCGUUCUGCGUUCAGACACGCAGCUACCGGGCUUUCAAAAGUACGAUUGUGUCCUUCUUCGUGACGAGAUGCUCAACCAGAACGAAAGCAAGGCCCGCAAUCUCUUCGAUUCCGCAGCGCAGUACGUAAAGGAGGAUGGGGUGUUUCUCGUCAUGGAUGUCGGGAAGUCAACGUACCCGAAACUGAUCAAGCUGGCUCGCUGGUUCAGCAAAGCCACAAAUAGCAGUAUGUCUUUCGUGCACGACUAUCACGGGUGGAUUCGUGAGAGCAUGCUGUACGAUAUCAAGGAGGAGCAGAGAUGCCUUUUUGGUUUCUACUACACCCUUGUUCUUCAGCCGCGGAAGGCGGCCCCGGCGAUGCCGCAGAAGACGACAAUGCCGAUCGCAGAGGUGAGGGAGCCACAACAGCCGUCGCGUGGAACGAGCGCAUCGUAG